This is a messenger RNA of Pygocentrus nattereri (red-bellied piranha), 2553 nucleotides long. Its product is annotated as CUB and zona pellucida-like domain-containing protein 1. The transcript has 21 exons. Gene Ontology annotation, cellular component: cell surface. The record is from RefSeq and is a predicted model, not a curated record. NCBI's taxonomy places the organism in Eukaryota, Metazoa, Chordata, Actinopteri, Characiformes, Serrasalmidae. The coding region runs from base 16 to 2445 and encodes 809 amino acids.
UGGGUUAUAUAAGCCAUGGUGCCACUCGGUGGGAGACGCGGUGGGAGAAAGGUGAAGCUUGAAAUGAAAAUCCUGCUACUGUCUCUCCUGGCUGGAGUCAGCUCCACAGCAGCCAGCUGGUUUUGGACGACAGAACCAGCUCCUUAUACCACAGAUCAACCAGAUACCACAGAAGGAGCUCGUCCUUCCUGCAGGUGGAACUGCGGCUACGGCCUCGGCAGCUGUUCCUGCUCCAGCUCCUGUCAGUACUACGGAACCUGCUGCCACGACUAUCACGAUUACUGUGAUGGAUCCACAACCGCUUCUGCUCUUUAUACCGUAACAGGAGCUCGUCCUUCCUGCAGGUGGAACUGCGGCUACGGCCUCGGCAGCUGUUCCUGCUCCAGCUCCUGUCAGUACUACGGAACCUGCUGCCACGACUACCACGAUUACUGUGAUGGAUCCACAACCGCUUCUGCUCUUUAUACCGUAACAGGAGCUCGUCCUUCCUGCAGGUGGAACUGUGGCUACGGCCUCGGCAGCUGUUCCUGCUCCAGCUCCUGUCAGUACUACGGAAACUGCUGCCACGACUAUCACGAUUACUGCUACCCAGGCCAAACCACAACUGCCCUAAACACCAUAACAGGUGGAGCUCCAUGUGGUGGAGAUCUGACUAACCCAAGAGGAGAAUUCUUCAGCCCCCAGUUUCCUAAUAACUACCCCAAUAAUGCACGUUGCACAUGGAGGCUUCUGGCGUCAGAGACACAGGUUGUUUAUUUGACCUUCACAUUUGUUCAAUUGGAGACGUGUUGCGACUCCAUCAGGGUGUAUGACGGUCCCACUGACUCUUACCCACUGCUGGGUCGCCUGCCUCAAAAUCAGACACAUCACUUCAACUCCAGCAUGCGCUAUCUCACUGUAGUGUUCACCAGUGACCACAGUGUAACUUAUCAAGGUUUUCGGGCAGAAUGGGGGUUCACAGAACGGCCUUACUGUAGGGGGAACUGCGGCUAUAGUUUUAGUCGAUGUUCCUGCACCAGCUCCUGUCCGUACUAUGGAAACUGUUGCCAUGACUACUACACGUACUGCCAAGCCACAACCGAACCGCCCACAGAAAGGCCUUCCUGCAGGGGGAACUGCGGCUAUAGUUUUAGUCGAUGUUCCUGUACCAGCUCCUGUCAGUACUAUGGAAACUGUUGCCAUGACUACUACACGUACUGCCAAGCCACAACCGAACCGCCAACAGUGACUCAGUCCAUCUGUGGAGGACACUUGUUUGAUUCCGGGUCAAUCUCCAGCCCCUACUACCCAAAUUAUUACCAUGAUAAUGCAUAUUGUGUAUGGCAGCUCUCUGCUCCUGCAGGACAGAGGAUCUUUCUGUCAUUUGUAGAUCUCGAGCUGGAGCAUUGCUGUAACUGUGACUAUAUAAACGUGUAUGAUGGCUCCUCCACCGCCUCCUCACUGCUGGGCAAGCUGUGCUACAACGACACCACCCUCCGGGACUUCCGCUCAUCCUCCUCAUACAUGACUGUCUUGUUCAGGAGCGACGGCUCAGUUGUGGCCCGUGGCUUCAAAGCCUUCUUCAGCAGCUCUCUGCCCGAAAAUACAGCUAGAGUGGCCUGUUCCUCAGACAGCAUGACCAUUGUGAUUGAGAGAUCAUACCUGAACUCUCUGGGCAUCUCCUGGCAAAAUCUCUAUGUGGAUGACCAUCGUUGCAGACCCUCUGCUAACAGCUACGAGGUGUCCUUCAACUUCCCCAUUAACUUGUGUGGAACCAACAAAACGACCAACAAAGGACGGGUUGUCUACAGUAACCAUGUGCGAGCAGCGCCAUCCCAGUCAGGCGAGAUCACACGGCAGGUCGGAGAGUUCCUGCUGAGCGUGAAGUGCCACAUGGAGCAGGGCACCACAGUGGGGACAGUCUACAAGACCAAAGAGAUUAUCAACCACACCAUUGCUGGCAUAGGGCACUUUAACGCCAGCAUGGCCUUCUACCCUUCCAGCAGCUUCUCCUACCCUAUACUUGAAUUUCCCUACGAGGUCAGCCUCAAUCAGUACCUGUAUGUUCAGGUGCAGCUCAGCAGAGCAGACAACACACUAGACCUUCUGCUGGACAGUUGUGUGGCCUCUCCCAACCAUGACUUCCAGGCUCACUCUUACACCCUGAUCCAAAACGGCUGUGUGAAGGACAACACGGUCUACAUAUACACCAAUGGGAGGCAGUACUACGCUCAGUUCCGUUUCAGGGCCUUCAAGUUCCUGCGGACUCAUUCCUACGUCUUCCUGCAGUGUAGGGUGGUCGUCUGCGCUGACAACGACUACAACUCCCGCUGUCGCCAAGGCUGCCGCAUGCGCAACAGGAGAUCCCUUGACUCCGCCCACCACACUGAAACGGUCACACUGGGGCCAAUCACCCUCAAAGGUGCCAAGGCGGAGUCUGCUGACCAGGUUGAGAAAGAAGAGUGAGCUCACUUCACUCCACUCAGGAAUAAUCUCGAAUCUCUUCUUCACAUAUCACUCAACCAAUGAAGCAUUGACUUACUCACAUCUAUUAAAGCAUUCUCAAAAGGCAAA